AUGGACCUCCCAGGUCUUCUUCAACUUCUGUCGCUUCUUCUUUUGCUUCAUGGAAGUCACACUGAAGCUCAGGGGAGCUGUGGAAGUGGGGAGUUUCAGUGCACCAGUGGACAAUGUAUAAACAUAGCCUGGAGGUGUGAUGGAACUAAAGACUGCACCGAUGAUUCAGACGAGCUCAACUGUCCUCCUUCGUCAUGCAGCUCACAGCAGUUUAAAUGCGUGACAAGCGGCGAAUGCAUCGAUUUGGGUUUUGUCUGCGACGGGGAGGAAGACUGCAAGGACGGCUCAGACGAACAAAGAACAUGCGGCGGUCGAACAUGCAGCCCGGACAAGUUCACCUGCCAGGAGGGCCAGUGCAUCCCUGGUAAAUACAAAUGUGACCAUGUGAAAGACUGUGUGGACAACUCUGACGAAAACAACUGCAACUAUCCACAGUGCACUGAGAAGACGUGCGCCAACGGUGCAUGCUACAACCACUCUCAGCAUUGCAAUGGACUGCAGGACUGCAGAGAUGGCUCGGAUGAGUUUAACUGCACCACCAAGCAUUGCCCCAUCCACCAGUAUCAGUGUGCCAAUGGCUUCUGCAUACCCAAUCCGUUCGUGUGCGACCACUGGGACGACUGUGGGGACAACAGUGAUGAGCAAGGCUGCGUAUACCAAAGCUGUAGCGGCGAUGAGUUCACGUGUUCGAGCGGCCGUUGUAUUCCCCAGCGUUGGGUGUGUGACCACUUUAAUGACUGCGGAGACUACAGUGAUGAAAAAGGCUGUGACAGUGACUCCCGAGAUUGUUACCCUGGCGAGUGGGGCUGCCCGGGUUCACCAGCUUGUAUACCAGUGGGAAAAGUGUGUGAUGACAAACCGGACUGUCCUGGUGGAACUGAUGAGACCAACUCCACUGCUCAGCAGACCUGCAGCCUGGAACGCUGCUCAGCCUUGAGCUGCGAGUAUCUAUGCCAUGUGUCUCCACAGGGGGGCACCUGCUACUGCCCUGAUGGUUUCAUUGUAGGCAAUGACAGUCGCUCCUGUGUAGACUACAAUGAUUGUCAAAUCUGGGGCAUAUGUGACCAGCAAUGCGAAGACCGGCCGGGGACGCAUCAUUGCAGCUGUGCCGAUGGCUACUUGCUGGAGCAGGGUCACAUCUGCAAGGCCAGUGUGUCAGAUGGAAUGCCGCAGCUCAUUUACACAGACGGAGGAGAGGUGAUGAUGGCCGACAUCCACGGCCACUACGUCCAAACUCUGGUGCCUGCUCAGGGAAAAGGUUCCGCUGUCGGUGUAGCGUACCACAGGCACAGUCAGACCGUCUUUUGGAGUGACACACACACCAAAAAGGUGUAUUCUGCCAACUAUAAUGGAGGUAACAUUCGGGAGGUUCUGACCACUGCAGUCCAGAAUGUGCAGAACUUGGCGGUGGACUGGAUCAACUUCAAAUUGUAUGUGUUGGAAGCCAUGGUGGAGCGCAUUGAUGUGUGUGACUUUGAAGGAGGGAAUCGAGUCACCCUGGUUGCUGAGAACCUGCAGAGUCCUCAUGGCCUGGUCCUGGACCCAACAGUAGGUUACAUGUUCUUCACCGACAAGGGCAUUAGCAAUGAGAACAUGAAGCUCGAACGGGCUUUCAUGGACGGCAGCAACCGUGUGGACCUGGUGAAGACCAGGCUGGGCACUCCAACUGGAAUUAGCGUAGAUAUAGUCACAAAGAGGGUCUACUGGUCUGACAGCCACUUUGACACAGUGGAAACCGUCACUUAUCAUGGUUUGGACAGGAAAGUAGUCCUCAACGGUGCAACCCAGUCUCCACAUCCUUUCGGAAUGGCUGUAUUCGAGAACCACGUGUUCUUCACGGAUUGGACCAAGAUGGGGUUGGUGAGAGCCAACCGCUUCAACGGCAGCAGCCCGGUGCUCCUCUAUCGUACCGCCAAGCGACCAGGCCAUGUUGUUGUCUCUCACUCUAUCCUGCAGCCCAUUGUGAUGAACCCUUGCGGAAGACACAACGGUGGCUGUCAGCACAUUUGUGUCCUGAGCCACCGCACGGACAAUGAUGGUUUGGGAUACCGCUGCAAGUGUCGCCACGGUUACGACCUGCAGUCAGACCUUCACACUUGUUUCAAGAUAAAGCACUACUUGUUGGUUGCCACCUCUCUGGCCCUGCGAGGGAUCCCGCUCACCAUCUCCCUCCAAGAAGACGUCACCCUGCCCCUCACAGGGCUCGCCUCGUCUUUUUCUGGCUCUGCUGUGGAGUUUGAUGGCCAAGAGGAGGUGAUUUUCUACAAUGACAGGUCAAAAGGCCUUGUCUAUAAGUCCAACCUCAAUGGCACAGUUCAACAGAUUUUGACAGGCUACAGGGUUGGAUCAAUUGAUGCUAUGGCCUAUGACUGGACUUCCAAAGUUUUGUUCUGGACCUCUAACUCCUUCAAGACAGUGGUGGCCUUCAGAAUCACAGACAAGUCCAUGAAAGACGUUGUCACCGGAUUAAGGACCCCAAAGGGACUUGCAGUGCAUCCCGGUGCCGGCUACUUGUUUUGGUCCGACACGUAUCGCCCAGCGGUGAUCAUGAGAGCUUACUCUGAUGGCAGCAAUGGAGUUCCUUUGGUCAACACAACACUUGGGUGGCCAUAUGGACUUGCUCUUGACUAUUUACAGGACCGCUUGUAUUGGGUCGACUCCCUCUUGGACCAGAUUGGACACAUUGACAUUCAAGGCAACAACAGACAGACCUUCAGCAAUAUUGGACAGAUCACACAACCGUAUUCACUGACUGUUUAUUCAGACUACCUGUACGUCGUCGAUACACGGACCAGAGCAAUAUUUGAGCUGAGGAAGAGGGAUGGAGGAGGUAACAUGAUGAUCAGACAAGGAAUCAACGGAAUUUGGAAGGUCAAGGCCUACACAGCCGACCUCUAUAGUAAUAUCAAUAGUCGCUGCAAUGCCGUGGCAAACGGGCGCUGCAGUCACUUCUGCUUCCCGACUCCGUCCUACAGCCGCGUGUGUGGCUGUCCGUACGGCAUGAAGCUGCAGAUCAACCAGAUGGACUGCGUCAAGGACGACAGCGUUCCGCCACCGGAUAACAACUGCGGCGACUACGCCUCUGAGUGUGACGAGGGGCGAUGCAUAUCCAACUCUUACUUCUGCGAUGGCUAUUUGGACUGCGUGGAUAAGUCUGAUGAGGCCAACUGCACAGACACAGGAGCAACCUGCUCUCCCAGUGCCUUCACCUGCAACAACAAGCAUUGCAUCAUGUCCUGGUGGCACUGUGAUGGCACAGACGACUGUGGCGACGGCUCGGAUGAAAUAAACUGUCCCACUCGAGUGCCCACCACCUGUUCGUCUCAUUCAUUCACCUGCGAUAACAACAGAUGCAUUUCCAGUGCGUGGUUGUGCGACGGCGACAACGACUGUGGAGACGGCUCUGAUGAGCACAACUGCAAUUCCACCAUCACCACCUGUUCGCCUGCCUACUUCCUGUGUCCCGACCACCGUUGCAUACACAACUCGUACGUGUGCGAUGGCGACCAGGACUGCUUGGAUGGAUCGGAUGAGAAAAACUGCGAGUUUCCCUGCACAUCCUAUGAGUUUGCCUGCGCCAGUGGCGACCAGUGUGUUAGUAACAGUUAUCACUGUGACGGUGUCUUUGACUGUAGGGACCAUUCUGAUGAGCGAAACUGUCCCACUCGAGGCCCGGGCCUGUGCCACAACGACGAGUUCCAGUGUCAAACUGACGGCGUUUGCGUCCCGGACGAGUGGGAGUGUGAUGGCCAUCCCGAUUGCGAGGACGGUUCAGAUGAGCACAUCUCCUGCCCUCCUGUCACCUGUGGGUCCAGCUACUUCCAGUGCCCUAACAAGAUUUGCAUCCCAAAAUACUGGCUGUGCGACGGCGAGAACGACUGCCGAGACAUGAGCGACGAGCAGAACUGUCCCACGCCUCCAUUCCAAUGUCCUGGCGGCCAGUGGUUGUGUCCCACUGACCAGGUGUGCAUCAUGCAAGACAAAGUGUGCGACGGCCAGAAAGACUGCCCUAAUGGAGCGGACGAGUCACCUGUCUGCAACGAGGACGACUGCAUACUAAACAACGGCGGCUGCAGCCACAUCUGCAUUCAAGGACCGUUCGGGGCUGAGUGCAGCUGUCUCCCGGGUUUCCAGCUGCUCAACGACUCCAAGACCUGCGAUGAUAUCAAUGAGUGUCUCAUCCCGGGUUUCUGCAGCCAGAAGUGCUACAAUGAGAGAGGAAGCUUCCGCUGUUACUGCUCUGAAGGUUACCUUCUGGAGCCCGAUGGACGCACCUGCAAAGCUACAGACCGUCUAGCAGCCGUGCUUCUGGUGGCCAAGCGUAGCCAGGUCAUAGCCAACAAGAUCAAUGCAAACCCUCCACAGAUCAGUCCAGUGGUGGCUGGUUCAAACAUUGUGUCUGUGGACUUUGACCGCGUGACUUCCAGGAUCUAUUGGGCCGACGCCACCCUGAAGAAGAUUUGGAGUGCUUACCAAAAUGGAACUGACAGAAAGGAAAUUUUUUCUAGUGGUCUGAUGGUGCCAGAGAGCAUCGCUGUGGACUGGGUGGGCAGGAACCUCUAUUGGACCGACUCCGUCAUGGAGAACAUCGAAGUGUCCACUCUGGACGGUCGCUUCCGUAAAGUGCUCCUCACCAAAAACGUCACAAGCCCCCGCGGCCUGGUUUUAGACCCUCGUAACUAUACCAACUUUAUGUUCUGGACGGACUGGGGUCAGAACCCCAGGAUAGAGCGGGCCGACAUGGAUGGAGCCAUGAGACAAGUCAUUGUCAGUGACAAGAUUUACUGGCCCAACGGCCUGGCGCUGGACUACACCACACGUAGGGUCUACUUUGCAGACGCCUACCUCAAAUACAUUGACUACUGCGACUACGACGGGAACAACCGCCAUCAAGUCAUGGCGAGCGACAUGGUCCUCCAGCACCCGCAUGGCAUGACCAUCUUUGAGGACAGCGUCUACUGGUCAGAGCGCUAUACCAGCAAAGUGAUGAGCACUAACAAGUUCCAUGGUGGCAACAUCACCACACUGAUGAACAGCGUGUACCAGCCCAUGGGCAUUGUUAUGGACCAUCCCAUUAAACAACCUGCAGGCAUCAAUCCAUGUAGAGAACAUCUGUGCAGUCAACUCUGCCUGCUGUCAGGCUUCAGGCCAAGGUACUACACCUGCCACUGUCAGUCUGGAUGGAAGCUGGAUACUGAUAAACGCACUUGUAUCAAAGAUGAAACUCCCUUCUUGAUGGUGGAGAGCCUUUCAGUGAUUUACGGCGUUCCUCUGGACCCCGCCGACACCUCCAACAAUGCGAUGGCGCCUGUGUCAGGCAUCAAUCAGGGUCGGGACAUGGAGUUUGAUGACCAGGAGCAGUUUGUUUACUGGGUUGAAUCUUCAGGUUCUAUAUGGCGAGUUCACACCAACGGCACUAACAGGUCUCAGUUUGCACCAUCUGCUUUCAUGGGCGAGCCCUUUCGUCUGGCGUUUGAUUGGAUAAGCCGAAUAUUGUAUUAUAGCAACCUUGGGGCUAAAUCCAUAGAGGUCAUUCGUGUUGAUGGAAGACAGUACUAUCGAAAGACCAUCAUCACCUCUACAGGGAAACCAGAGGGAGUAGGACAGCCAUUCGGAUUAGCCGUAGAUCCAGCAAGAGGGAAAUUGUUCUGGACGGAUGCGGGGUCAGACGAUGGUGUUCCUCCAAAAGUGGCCAGUGCUGACAUGGAUGGGAGCAACCUCACAAUCCUCUAUACAGGCAACCUGGCUAACGUAGGCUACCUCGCUGCUGAUAUUUCCACCAGGAAACUUUAUUGGGGCGUGGCAGGCUCAGGAGUGAUUGAGAGUGGCACCAUGGACGGAGCGAGCCGGGUGACAGUGGUCAGUGGCCUGUCUUACCCGGUGGGGUUGACGAUCUACCAGAACUACCUCUAUUACGCUGACAAGGACUAUCAGGUCAUUGAGAGGGUGGACAAAGACACAGGCGCCAACCAGGUGGUGAUAAGAAGCGGGAUGCGCCAACUUCGUGCUGUAAAGGUGCACGCCAGAGACAACUCUGCAGGGACCGCCAACGCCUGCAGCUCCAACAACGGGGGCUGCCCUCACCUCUGUCUGCCCAAACCCAACAACCAAAAGGUCUGCGCAUGCACGACUGGCUUUUACCCAUCUCACGAUGGCUCAGAAUGUGAAGAGUUUGACUCCUUCGCUGUGGUCUCCACGCCCAAAUACAUCCGCGGCUUUCACAUAAACAGCUCGGAUCACUCCGAGGCCAUGGUGCCGAUCGGUGGAUCUUCUUCUUCCGUAAGGCAGAAUUUAGGCCUGCACAUCGAAAGUGGAUUUGUUUAUUGGACUGAGAACAGCACCUCCUCCUCCUACAAGGGCAUCUCCAGGAGAAAAACUGAUGGAUCAUACUACCAAAGGGUUGUCUACUCUGGUGUUGGAAAAGGAGGCAUCCCUGGACUUGCAGUGGACUGGGUUUCUAACAACUUGUACUUCACAAACGCCUUCGAGAGCGAGACCUACCUUGAAGUGUUGGCCAUCAACACCACAUACCGACUGGUCCUUCUAAAGUCCUCCCACGACAGGCCCUCUGACCUGGCUGUCAACCCCAAGCUGCGCUACCUUUUCUGGACAGAUGCUGGCCAAAUGCCCAAGAUAGAGCGGGCCCUUCUGGAUGGCACCAACCGCACAGUGCUGGCAUCUGCGAGCCUGGCAUCUCCUCGCGGCCUCACCAUUGAUCACACUAAUGACUUCCUCUACUGGACAGAUGACAUUCUGGACAUGAUCUCAUGUAUGGCUCCGGAUGGCUCACAGCGGCAGAUAGUCCGCUAUGGGAGUCGCAUUCCAAUGCCUGUGGGGGUUGCUAUACUUGGAAACUACAUGCUGUGGGUGGAUAAAAGGCUAGAAAAGCUCUUGCAGGCCAGUAAAGAUCCAGCAAACACUAACCAGACAGAGGUAAUCCGAGACAGCCUCAAAGGUGUUUCGGACGUGGCCAUUUUUGAUCCUCAUGUCCAGCCCACAUCGGCUCACCAGGUUGACUUCAACCCAUGUCAGGAGGACAACGGGCGUUGCCAGCAAUUCUGCUUUGCUAUACCAGACCAGGACCACCCUAAAUGCGCCUGCGCUCACGGGUCGCUCCUUAGUAACGGAGUGACCUGCGGCUAUGGACAAGAUGAUUUUCUAGUUUUCACCACAGACUACACACUGAAUAGUGUGAGGCUGGACCCCGCGGAUCACAGCAGUCCUUUCCCAACUUUGAACCUGGGCUACAACUUGAUGGCAUUGGAUUUUGACUACAAGGAGAGGCGUGUUUUCUUCACCCAGUACAUGGGGUUAGGCCGGAGCAGGAUUGGUUACAUCACCACCACAUCCAUUAGUAGCUCACCAACCAUCAUCGCUUCAAAUCUGGAUGACCCCGAGGGCUUGGCAUAUGACUGGGUCCACAAACGCCUUUACUACACCGACUACUAUCGCAGGAAUAUCCAGUCAUUAGGAGUGGACGGGUUGAACCGCACUGUCAUUGCCCCUGCAAACCGUCCCCGAGGCAUCAUAGUCGACCCUUGCUAUGGUUACCUGUACUGGACUGACUGGGGCAGCCCUGCCAAAAUUGAAAGAGCUACACUGGGUGGAAACUUCCGAACUCCCAUCAUUAACACCAGCUUGUCCACACCCAAUGGUCUCUCAAUUGACUUUGAGGAGAGGAUGUUGUACUGGGCUGAUGCCUCACAAGACAAAAUCGAACGCUCCACCCUGACAGGCGCAAACAGGCAGGUGAUUGUGCUGGGGGUGCAGUACCCCUUUGCCAUGACAGUCUUCAAGCAGGACAUCUUCUGGACCGACUGGACGGAAAGGGGCGUCUUCAGGGCAGGGAAAGAUGAUGGGUCUGGCGUCACCGUGCUGGCCCAAGACCUUCAGUACCGGCCUAAUGAUAUUCACGUCUAUGCCGCGUCCAAGCAGGAGAGUUGCUCCAGCUUCUGCAUGCAGUUCAAUGGCGGCUGCAGCCACGUCUGUGUAUCUGGCCCAGAUGGACCAGAGUGUCAGUGCCCCCAUGAGGGCAAGUGGUACUUGGCCAAUAAUGGCAAAGACUGCAUCCAAGACAACGGCAAGCGCUGCCAGCCUGACCAGUUCACGUGUCUCAGCGGCAAAUGCAUCACAGCUAGCUGGAAGUGUGACGGCUACGAUGAUUGCAAGGACAACACGGACGAGCUGGAGAGAGUGUGCGCUUUCCACACCUGCUCGGGUGCGCAGUUCACCUGUGACAAUGGCCGCUGCGUGCCGCUCAGCUACGCCUGUGACUACAUGGAUGACUGCGGAGACAACAGCGAUGAGCACGGCUGCCCCUUCCCUACCUGCAACCCUGACACCGAGUUCACCUGCGGCAGUGGACGUUGCAUCAGUGCCUCUUUUGUCUGUGACGGCUACAACGACUGCCGCGACAAUGCCACCUCGGAUGAAAUUAACUGCCCUGACAGGAACUGUCCGUCGGGCCAGGUCAAAUGUGACACCACCAACAUCUGCAUCUAUCCCGACAAACUGUGCGACGGCUACAACAACUGCGGCGACAACAGCGACGAGAAGCCUCUCUUCUGCGCGGGUCGUACGUGUCCUCCUGACAAGUUCCAGUGUGACGUCGGCAAGUGCAUCCCCAUCUCUUUUGUGUGUGACUUUUACGACGACUGCAGUGAUGGGACUGAUGAACCUUCGACAUGUGAACAUAAUGUGCGAACUUGCAGCGCCAGCCAGUUCACAUGUACCAACGGAAACUGCAUCCCUCAGUCCAUGAUCUGUGACGGCAACAACGACUGCUGGGAUAAUAGUGACGAGGCUCCGGAGCUGGAGUGUGGUCAACGUACAUGCAGUUCGAACCAGUUCACCUGCCCUACCUGGUACCCGGGUCACCCACGCUGCGUGUCCUUAAACUUUGUGUGUGACGGGGACAAAGACUGCGUUGAUGCGGCUGAUGAGCUCCAAAACUGCCCCAAUCGGACCUGCCACAUGAACGAGUUUGCCUGUGCAAACGGCCUUUGCAUCUACCUCCCCUUCCAUUGCGACCAUGUGAACGACUGCGGGGAUGGCAGCGACGAGCUGGGCUGUACUUACGACACGUGCAGCAGCUUCCAGUUCACCUGCGGCAACGGGGCUUGCAUCUACUCGGCUUACACCUGCGACGGCACUAACGACUGCCUGGAUGGUUCCGACGAAGCGGACAGCUUGUGUGUCACGCCACAGCCCACGUGUGCACCGCUUCAGUAUAUGUGCAAGUCGGGCGAGUGCAUCGAUGAGAAGAACGUGUGCAACGGCGUGAAGGACUGCCAGGACGACAGUGACGAAAAAGGCUGCGGGAUAAAUGAGUGCCGCAACCCAUCAGUCCACCAGUGUGCCCAGCUGUGCACGGACACGCUCACCGGCUAUUUCUGCUCCUGCAACCCCGGCUACCAGCUCAUGCCUGACGGCAAAGCCUGCGAAGAUCUCAACGAGUGCAACACGACACCGUCCGUCUGCAGCCAGAUCUGCGAGAACACCGCAGGAUCCUAUCACUGCAAAUGCGCCCCGGGAUACCUGCGGGAACCAGAUGGGCGCACCUGUCGGCAGAACAGUGGUAUCAACCCGUAUCUGUUGUACACCAAUCGCUACUACAUCCGCAACUUGACCACAGAUGGAUCCCAGCUGAGCAUUGUCCUGCAAGGGCUCUCCAAAGUGGAGGCUCUGGAUUACGAUUAUUCCGAGAAGAUGCUUUAUUGGUUCGAUGCCGGAGUGGGAAAGAUUGAGAGGAUGCGUUUUGACGGGAGCGACAGGAAGGUGCUGGUGGAUAAUGGCAUCCUCGGAGCAGAGGGUCUGGCGAUUGAUUGGGUCGGCAGGAAGUUGUACUGGGUGGACAGUUACUACGGCGCUGUCCAUGUGAUGGAGUUGGAUGGUCGCUACAUGAAGAAGCUGAUCACCGGCCACUUCACAAACGGAAACUACACUUAUACCAUCACCCGGCCUCGUGCUGUGGCUGUGAACCCCAAAUACGGAUGGCUGUACUGGACCGACUGGGCUGACACCCCAUAUAUCGGCAGGGCAGGCAUGGAUGGAAGCAAUGUCACUGCCAUUAUAACUGCUAAGCUGGAGUGGCCCAAUGCUCUGACUAUAGACUACACCACCAACAAGAUCUUCUUUGCUGAUUCCCACCUUAACUUUCUAGACUUUGCAGACAUGGAUGGCAAGAACCGACACCGAGCCAUUGCUGGCUCAUUGCCACAUGUUUUUGCAGUGUCCCUUUUUGAGGACUGGGUGUACUGGACAGAUUGGAACACACACAACCUGGAAAAGGCUCACAAAUACACCGGUGAAGGCCGGAUGGUCAUGGGCAACAACACACACCGACCUUAUGACCUUCAUGUGGUCCACCCCUACAGGCAACCACGAAGUGAGAACCCAUGCUCGUCCCACACUCUGACCUGCAGUCAUCUGUGUCUGAUUGCGCCGGGUGGUCAGAGGGCCACGUGUGAGUGUCCGGAUAACUUUAUUGGCAUUUCUGUGGGAUUCAAGAUCCAGUGUGUUGCCGACUGCUCCAGCACCGAGUUCCGCUGUGGGGACAAUGAGAGGUGUAUUCCGAUAUGGUGGAAGUGUGACGGCCAAUCAGACUGCGGAGACGGCUCAGAUGAACCUCAGACCUGCCCACCCCGAUAUUGUCCCAUUGGCCGCUUCCAAUGUAAAGACGGAAACUGCACCUAUCCUGGCUUCAUCUGCGACGCCCAUCCAGACUGUCCCGAUGGUUCUGAUGAGGACGCCGCUCUCUGCAGUGACCAUCGAUGCGAGGACAACCAGUUCCAGUGCAAGAACAAGAUGUGCAUCCCCAUGUCGUGGCACUGCGAUGGCUCCAACGACUGCUCUGACGGCAGCGACGAGGAGGCGGAAACUUGCGCCCAGAGAACCUGCCAACCGGGCCACUUCCAAUGUGCCAAUGGCAACUGUUUGCCAUCCAGCUACGUGUGCGACGCGCAGGACGACUGUGGCGACGGAUCCGACGAGCCUUAUGAAACCUGCAUGGGUCCAGACUACAAGUGCGACGAAACGGAGUUCUCCUGCAAAACAAACUACCGCUGCAUUCCUCAAUGGGCAAGAUGUGAUGGCACCAACGACUGCAUUGACAACAGCGACGAGCAAGGCUGCGAGGAGGUGACUUGUGACCCUCAGGGCGAUUUCCGUUGCGACAACCACCGCUGUGUCCCCAUUCGCUGGAAGUGUGAUGGAAGCAACGACUGCGGCGACGGCUCGGACGAGAGAGACUGCCAGCCCAGGCCUUGCACAGAGAGCGAGUUCCGAUGUGACAACGCACAGUGCAUCCCCGGGAAGUGGGUGUGCGACCAUGACAAUGACUGUGGGGACAACUCAGAUGAGCGAGACUGUGAGUUGCAGACAUGUCGUCCAGGCUUGUUUCAGUGUGACUCGGGUCAUUGCAUCCCGUCUGUGCUGCAGUGCGACGGCCGUCCUGACUGUCAGGAUCUAUCAGACGAGACCAGCUGCCCCACUCGUUACCCAGGAGGCCGUUGGUGCCCACAGUGGCAAUUUGAGUGCGCCAACCAUCUGUGUCUGUCCCCAAACUGGGUGUGUGACGGCAAUGACGACUGCGGCGACCGCUCUGAUGAGCAGCUGGCUUUAUGCCUGAACAUCACCUGUGAGAUGCCCUCUAGAUUCCGCUGUGCCAACGGCUACUGUGUCUACUCCGGCCUGCUGUGCAACCAGAAGGACGACUGUGGCGAUGGCAGUGACGAGAAGGAGGAACUAUGCCGCCAGCCCACCCUGCCCCCCUGCACACUGGACCAGUUUAAAUGCACCAAUGGACACUGUGUGCCUCUGCCCUAUGUAUGCGACCACAAUGACAACUGCGGAGAUCGCACCGAUGAGUUGGGCUGCAAUUUCGGCCAUGAUCGCAAUUGUGAGGAAAAGGUUUGCCAACAUGAAUGCAUCAAUUUGAACGGCACCGGUUUCAUCUGCUCCUGCAGGCCCGGAUACAUGGUGGACCCGGACAACACCUACAAUUGCCUGGACAUCAAUGAGUGCGAGGUGUUUGGCACCUGCCCUCAGCUCUGUAAGAACACCAAAGGCAGCUACGACUGCGAGUGCGCUCCCGGCUAUCGCAAAGUUGGCAACGGCGACAUGUGCGAGGCCGAAGGCUCCACUCCCUUGCUUCUUCUACCAGAGAACAUUCGAAUCCGGAGGUUCAACCUUCAGACACAGGCCUACCACGACUUCCUCCAGGAGGCAGAGCGCAUCGAGGCAGUGGACUACGACUGGGAUCACAAUAACACCGGAUUCAGUAUGGUCUACUUCACUGUGUCCAGCAAGGGCUCUGCCCCAGGCGCCAUUAAGAGAGCUUAUAUACCGUCACUGGACGAUGGCAGCAACAACAUUGGGGCCGCUGUUGACCUCGGGAUUAAGUACAUCACAAGACCAAAUGGCAUUGCUGUGGACUGGGUGGGCAGGAACCUGUACUGGGCCGACUCCAGGCUGAAGAGGUUAGAGGUGGCCAUGUUGGAUGGACGCUACAGGAAGCACUUGGUCAAGACUGAUCUGGGCGAGCCGUCUGCUGUGGCAGUCAACCCACGACUGGGGAUGUUGUACUGGUGCGACCGUGGGGAAGUAGCCAAGAUUGAAUGUUCUUGGCUGGACGGUCAAGAAAGGAAGAUUCUCGCGGUGGAAAACCUGGGUUGGCCCACCGGUCUCUCCAUUGACUUUGCUAAUAACGACAGAAUCUACUGGUCAGACUCCAAAGAGAGCCGCAUUGAGUCGGUUCUGCCUUCUGGAGAAGAUCGCAGAACUGCAGUCUACAUAGACGUGAGGAGGCCCUUCAGUGUGAAUGUGUUUGAGGACCAUGUUUACUGGAGCACGCAGAGCAAAGGCGAGGUGUUCCGGCAGGACAAGUUCGGCAGGGGUACCAAGACCAAGCUGCUGACAGUUGGACCCUGGCUGACCCAGGUGUCUGUGUACCAGCAGCAGAGAUACAACUCCAUCAACAUGAAGAACCCAUGUAAAGGAACGUGCAGCCACCUGUGUCUACUGCGUCCGGGGGGCUACUCCUGCGCCUGUCCCGAGGGCACCGAAUUCGUUGCUGGAAGUAAGACACAGUGUGAUGCAGGAUUUGACCCACAACCCACCAUGCCUCCACCAUGCCAGUGUCAAAAUGGCGGCACUUGCUACUUUGAUGACAACCAGGCCCUCUGCAAGUGUCCUCCAGAAUGGAAGGGAGAGUACUGCCAGACAAGCAUAUACGACGUGGUGGCAUCAUCAAUCGGCAUCGCCAUCGGAGUGACGGUGGUCAUCUUGCUUCUACUCGUCGCUCUGGUUUAUGCUGCCAGGAAGAAGUCCAACCUGCUGGAGAGGCUACGGGACAACCUGCCCUCCAUGCCCUCCAUGCCCUCCAUGCCUCCUAUGCCAUCUAUGCCAUCUCUGCCAUCUCUGCCAUCCAUGCCCAGCCUCUUCAGAAAAAAUCAAUCUUCAGACCUGUCAAGACUAGAAGACCCUGAACCAAGGUUGAAUGCAGAUGCGGUUCCAUGUAUGUCCUUGGUGGAGACGGAGCAGAAGAGUUUUGAGAAUCCAUCCUAUGAGGCUGAAAAACUAGCUCUUAGUAGGAGCAUGCCAACCACAGUUGCACCAAAUGGAAGCACCGAGAAGAGUAUCACCAAUCCAUUGUAUGUGGAGGAGGAGGAACCCACAAGAAUGAGCAAACCUGCAUCUGCCAAAAAGGAGGCCUUUGAAAACCCGGCAUACAGCUCCGACACUGAAAAUGCCGACAUCACUUCACAACCUUCUAGCACACAGAGAUUUGAACCCAUCGGGGAUGAGGGAUGUGUGUCUUUCAAAAACCCAGUGUACACUACUCCCACAGAUGAUUCCAACAUCUAACAUGGUAUCAACACGCUUGUUUCCACCUCUGCUUUAUUUAUAAAUAACAAAUCAGCAAAAUGUGUCAAAUAAGUCAUGUGUAUGGUAUGAUUGCAAUGUAAUACAUUUUUUGCAUUACAACCUGUUUUCUAGUGAAUGAACCUUGUGUACAUUUUGA
Dunckerocampus dactyliophorus (ringed pipefish) is the source of this 14023-nucleotide messenger RNA. RefSeq names its product low density lipoprotein receptor-related protein 2b (gene lrp2b). The transcript has 81 exons. The record is from RefSeq and is a predicted model, not a curated record. NCBI's taxonomy places the organism in Eukaryota, Metazoa, Chordata, Actinopteri, Syngnathiformes, Syngnathidae. Gene Ontology annotation, molecular function: calcium ion binding; protein binding. Bases 1 to 13866 code for a protein of 4621 amino acids.